Messenger RNA from Ostrinia nubilalis (European corn borer), 1589 nucleotides. RefSeq names its product thymosin beta (gene cib). NCBI's taxonomy places the organism in Eukaryota, Metazoa, Arthropoda, Insecta, Lepidoptera, Crambidae. The record is from RefSeq and is a predicted model, not a curated record. Bases 109 to 735 code for a protein of 208 amino acids. The transcript is spliced from 6 exons. Gene Ontology annotation, molecular function: actin monomer binding. Gene Ontology annotation, cellular component: cytosol. Gene Ontology annotation, biological process: actin filament organization.
GCGCGGGCCGCGGAGUACGCACGUCAGCCGGCCGAGUCAGUCGCUUUCCGGCGUCGGUACACAGUGCACGUUUGACCACUCGCUUCACAACACCACAAAACUUGAGAAAUGGCCUGCUCAGUGAGUGACGCGCCCUCCCUGAAGGACCUGCCCAAGGUGGCCACAGACCUCAAGAGUCAGCUGGAAGGCUUCAACACCAGCUGCCUGAAGGACGUCGACACCAACGAAAAGAUCGUGCUGCCAUCUGCUGAAGACGUAGCGAUGGAAAAGCAACACACAGCCCUCCUUCAAGGCGUGGAACAGUUCCAAACCUCCUCCCUGAGGCGGACGGACACUGUAGAAAAAAUAGUCCUACCGAACGCACUAGAUGUAGCAGCAGAGAAAACUCAAAAAUCUCUAUUCGAUGGCAUUGAAAAAUUCGACGCCACUAGGCUGAAGCACACAGAGACACAAGAAAAGAACCCGCUCCCCGACAAAGAUGUCGUGGCAGCAGAGAAGGCGCACCAAAACCUCUUGGACGGCGUGGAACACUUCGACAAGACGCAGAUGAAGCACGCCACCAUGGAGGAAAAGAACCCCUUACCGCCCAUCGAAGCUAUCGAGGCGGAGAAAGAGAAGAACAAGUUCUUGAAUGGCAUCGAGAACUUCGACCCUACCAAGUUGAAGCACACAGAGACCUGCGAAAAGAACCCCCUCCCCACCAAGGACAUCAUUGAACAGGAGAAAACCGCUUGAGCGGUAUCUGUCGCCAAUAUAACUUGCUAGUAUCGCCCUAUUUUUAACUCGAUGUAAGUUAUGUAAGUCCGUUCGGGCCUUCCAUGUAACUCUACGGUCACACCAUGCCCUCUAACAUCAGCAAUGUACCUCAUCGUUUUAUAAUCGGUACCAGUGUGACCGUAGCAUUAGUCUCUUUUUUAAUUUUAUGCAAAAAAGAUUCAAAAUGGACGCCGCGAACUGGCCGUUAUCAUUAGUUUAAGAACCAAAAUUUCUAUGUCACUUUUAAUGGUAUAUAUUUUAAUACUUAAGCGUAUUUUAUGAGCAUUUUAUAAUUUAUUUUAUAUGAAAGGAAUAAUUAAGUAUUAAUGUCCAGUACUGAUUUGUUUAAGUCGGGAACAUUGCGCUGUGACCUGCAAGUUGCACGUCGUUAGCGCUUUGGCCUCUCUAGUUCAGUUUAAGUUGGAGCGUUUCGUCAUGUAUCUGGUCAGUAAUUAAGAGUGUAGUUACCAAGACUCAUUCGGAUUGAAAUUAAUUUUUGGCCUUAAUUUCUGCGUUAAUAUAGUGUUAUUUUUAAUAUUAUAUUUACUUAGAAAUAUACUUACAUACUUAAAAAUCAACGAAAUGUAGCAUCAUAAUGUGUUACUUGCUCAACCGCGUACGGAUAAGUAAGCUUCGGAGAAGUUCUCAAGCAAUAGUUUGAUGAUGUCAUAUUAUGAUAACUAAUGUAACAAUAAUAUUUUAUAGUAUCGAAUAUACAUCAAUAAUUUUCCAAUUUUAUAAUAUGCUAUGGAUGCCAAUACAUAAACCAUUUUUAUCGGAAUUUUGUAUGUUUUACAGACGGUGCUUUUUUAUAAAUAUAGAUGAAAAACGUA